Messenger RNA from Aspergillus aculeatinus CBS 121060, 435 nucleotides. RefSeq lists its product as uncharacterized. The transcript has 3 exons. Bases 1 to 435 code for a protein of 144 amino acids. The record is from RefSeq and is a predicted model, not a curated record. Lineage: Eukaryota; Fungi; Ascomycota; Eurotiomycetes; Eurotiales; Aspergillaceae.
AUGACCUACCAAAUCGCCUCGCACGCGACCCUCUCCCCCCCGCGCGCCGCGGCGAUGAUCUCCUUCCUGGAAUCCUUCUACCGCACCAGCGACACCGAAUCCGCUCACGACCAAUACGUCCAGAACUUCACGGAAGAUGCCACGUUGAUCAUGGGGCCGAAGACGGCCAAGGGACGUGACGAAAUCCGUACCCUCCGCCACGGCCUCUGGACGCACGUCGCCUCGCGCAAACACACCCCGGAGCGGGUGUACUUCGGCGGGGAGGGCGAGCUCAUGCUCUACGGGACGGUCAAGUACGUUCUGCGGAAUGAUCCGGGGAAUGAGGUCGAGGUGCCGUGGGCGGGGAGGGUGGUUUUUGAUGGUGAGGAGGGGGAAUUGAAGAUGCGGUUUUAUCAGGUUUAUUUGGAUCCUAGUGCACAGUCGGGGAGGAAGUAG